AUGGCUCUGCAGGUGCUGGGCAUCACGCUAUCCAUGAUGGGCCUGGCUGGCACCAUCCUGAUCUGUGCGCUGCCCAUGUGGAAGGUCACGGCCUUCAUCGGCACCAACAUCGUGGUGGCGCAGGUCUUCUGGGAGGGCCUGUGGCUGAACUGCGUGUACGAGCGCACGGGCCAGAUGCAGUGCAAGCUCUACGACGCGCUGCUGGACCUGGACCCGGACCUGCAGGCGGCCCGCGGGCUCGUGGUCGUCGCCAUGGCGCUGGCCUGCCUGGCGUUUGUCCUGUUCCUCGCGGGGGCGGAGUGCACCAACUGCUUGAGCCACCCGCGGGCCAAGGCGCGCAUCGUGGUGGCGUCGGGCGUCACCUUCGUGCUGGCAGGUCUGACGGUCGUGGCGCCCGUGUCCUGGACCGCACACUCCAUCAUCAGGGACUUCCACAGCCCCAUGGUGCACGAGGCGCUGAAGAGGGAGAUGGGGGCGGCCCUCUACCUGGGCUGGGUGACGGCGGGGCUCCUGGUGGUGGGGGGAGGGGUGCUGUGUACCAGCUGCCCACCAGAGAGGGCCGCCUCCGCCUCCGCCUCCGCCUCCGCCUCCGCCUCCGCCUCCGCCCCCUCCCCCCGCUACAUGCAGGCCCAGACGGGCACUCACUGCAGCUACGCCAUCAAGAACUACAACUACGCCAUCAAGAACUACGUCUGGCUCUACGCCAUCAAGAACUACGUCUGA
Messenger RNA from Clupea harengus (Atlantic herring), 723 nucleotides. It is a transcript of the gene cldnj, whose product is annotated as claudin j. Lineage: Eukaryota; Metazoa; Chordata; Actinopteri; Clupeiformes; Clupeidae. Gene Ontology annotation, molecular function: structural molecule activity. The record is from RefSeq and is a predicted model, not a curated record. Gene Ontology annotation, cellular component: membrane; bicellular tight junction.